Molecule: messenger RNA, 1698 nt
Organism: Bipolaris oryzae ATCC 44560
Lineage: Eukaryota; Fungi; Ascomycota; Dothideomycetes; Pleosporales; Pleosporaceae
Exons: 1
Source: RefSeq, a predicted model, not a curated record
AUCAUGCAUCGUUCUUGUUCUUCCGCAGUCCUUCUCUCUCUUCUCAACAGUUACCUUGCCGAAGCUCGCCCAGCCCCACAGGCCAAUCUGCCUCCAUGCCCGACGAUUGUGAAUUUGCCAGAGGCAACUCUCACUCUUAGUCCAGGUCCAUCCGAUGUCGUUGUGAAUGGCUUUCCUGAUGGCGCAACUUCAACUAUCUCGGCCAAUGGACCAGCCAUCACUAUCGGACCAAAUUUGUUAUCGUUGAACGCAGAUAAUAACGUCAACCUCAAUGGCUUUGUGUUCUUGUUCAGCGAUGAUAUGUGUCCGAAACUGGUCAUACCAAUCACCAAUCCAGAUCCUGUACCUGGCGAAAAUACAGAUAUCAUUCCGCCAAUUCCAGGACCAACUGAUAUACCCCCAGUUGACGACAACCCCGAUGGAACACCGAUUGUUCCUGCGCCUACACCUAUCCCAGACCCACCUGAAAAUCCCGAAGAACCCAUUGAUCCUCCGAGCGAAAAUCCAGAGGAUCCACCAAGUGAUGACCCUGAUCUUCCUGUCAUUCCAAUCCCUCUACCGCCUCCAGUAAACCCAGUUCCGUUGCCGGAUCCUAGUCCAGUGCCAGAGCCUAUCAACCCUAUUCCAGAGCCCGAUCCAGUUGAACCCAUUCCAGUUCCUGACCCGGUUGAACCCAUUCCGGAACCUGACCCGGUCGAGCCUAUUCCAGUACCUGAUCCAGUCAUCCCCAUCCCUAUUCCAGGACCAGUUAUUCCCAUUCCAGUACCCGAUCCUGUAAAUCCCAUUCCUGUGCCAGAUCCCGAGAACCCAAUCCCCGUACCAGAUCCUGAGAACCCGAUUCCGGUUCCUGAUCCAGUUCCUGACCCAGUCGAACCCAUUGAUCCAACUAUCACACCUCCUCCUCCUCCCCCGCCUAACAACGAAGAUCCCGAUGAUUGCGAAACUCAGACAGCAAACGUAUGCACGCAAGGAUGUAGCUUCGGCACUAACGACCUUGGAAUCACGACAACUACUUCAUGCAAAGAUCCCAGUUGCACAGCAACAACAGCCUGCGGCGUCUCCGACUCUACCACUACCACGACCAUCGAAGCACCAGCCUGUACCCUCGACUUGACCGACGGUUUAGUGCCAGGCUACCCCUUCCCUGUCGACGGCGACGGUCCGCUCCCCAGAGCCGAUGCUCCAGCCAACGUGCCCGCCCCAGCUGAUCCCCAGCCCACACCCAGCGAACCGAUUGACCCCGCCCCAGAACCCACCGACACACCUGUCGAGCCACCUCAGGAACCUCAACCCGAGCCUCAACCCGAGCCCCAACCCGAGCCCCAGCCUGAACCUGAACCCGAACCUCAGCCUGGGCCCUCACCCACCGACCAAGUCUACCAAGCAGGCAAACUCACCGCAGGCGAUGGUACUGAAUCCAUUGUCAUGUACCGCAACCCUCGCGACUCGCCUCUCAACGUCUGCACCGACAGCCCCUUUUACAAGGAAUCGACGCUCGUCGGGUUGUCAAAGCGCUUUGACAUUCCGGAUUCAGACUACAAGAAUUGCGACUUUGUAGGUAUUGGGAGCGAUCCGUUGGGGAUUUACUGUGAGGGCAAGGAGAGGCUGCCGUGUGUGGUGACGGAAGGGUCGAGCUUGGAUAUGUGCUUGGCGGGCAAUGGGGAUACAUUCAGUGUUACGUGGAAGUGCAAUGAGUAG